AUGUCGUUGAAAGUACCAAAAGCCGGAGGGCCAGACCUUUUCAAGGCCGGAUAUAAGCAAAUGUCUGGUCUCGAAGAAGCGGUAUUGAGGAAUAUUGCAGCUGUGGGAGAAUUGAGUGAAAUUGUUAGAACUUCUUUCGGUCCUAAUGGUCGUAACAAGCUUAUCAUCAAUCAUCUUGGAAGACUAUUCGUAACCUCUGAUGCAGCUACUAUCAUUCGGGAAAUCGAAGUUGCCCACCCCGCUGCCAAGUUGUUGGUCAUGGCUAGUACAGCUCAGGAAGCCGAGAUGGGUGACGCUACCAACCUCGUGUUGAUUCUCGCCGGAGAAUUACUCAAGAGAUCAGAACAUCUUUUGACUAUGGGUUUACAUCCUUCAGAUGUCAUUCAGGGGUAUGAGAUGGCUUUGGCAAAAGGUCGAGAAGAACUUGAGACCCUCAUCUGCUCAACAAUCCCUGCAUCUCCUUUACCGACCGCCGAGCAGCUCUCCAAAGCUGUCGCCACCUCUCUCGCUUCGAAACAACCAGGAUGUGAAGAUUUCCUUGCUCAAUUAGUAGCAGAAGCUUCUCUGGCGGUAAUGCCUAAAAAUCCUAAGGACUUCAACGUCGACUCAGUCAGGGUUGUGAAAGUUUUAGGUGGAGGGUUGGAGGCUAGUAGAGUAGUUAGAGGUAUGGUGUUCGGUAGAGAACCUGAAGGUGUUGUGAAGAAUGCUACCAAGGCUAAAGUCGCUGUCUAUACUUGUGGACUGGAUAUCUCGCAGACUGAAACCAAGGGAACGGUGUUGCUUAAGAAGGCAGAUGAUUUGUUGAACUUCUCGAGGGGAGAGGAGAAGCAGCUUGAGGGUUACUUCAAAGAAAUCGCCGACUCAGGUGUGAAAUUGAUCAUUGCCGGUUCGGGUAUUGGUGAUCUCGCUUUACAUUACCUAAACAGGAUGAACAUCGGUGUCAUCAAGGUUUUAUCCAAAUUCGAUCUUCGAAGAUUAUGUCGGGUGGUCGGUGCUACGCCCUUAGCAAGAUUAGGUGCCCCUACAGCCGAAGAAGCAGGUAUGGUGGAUGUCUUUGAGACUGUUGAGAUCGGUGGAGAUCGAGUGACUGUGCUGCGUCAAGAGGAAGGUGAAAAGACCAGAACCGCUACUAUCGUCCUUCGAGGAGCUACAGCCAACUAUCUCGAUGAUUUAGAAAGAUCCUUGGAUGAUGGUAUAAACACCGUUAGGAUCUUAUUAAGAGAUGGUAGACAGGUACCUGGAGCUGGAUCAAGUGAAAUUGAAGUUGCUCGACGAGUAUCCGAAUUCGGUGGAAAGACAUCUGGAUUAGCUCAACAUUCCAUAAAGAGAUGGGCGGAAUCACUCGAAGUCGUUCCUCGAACUCUCGCUGAGAACGCUGGUCUGAAUGCCGAAGAUGUCGUUUCGCUCUUGUAUAAGUCACACGCGGAAGGUCAAUCUGAAGCUGGUGUAGAUAUCGAUUCCGAAAAUUCAUCAAAUGGCAAUGGAAUCAUCACUUCGUCGAAAGAGAAGGGAAUUCUGGAUCCAUUCGCUGCUAAAGAUUGGGCUAUCAAGUUGGCUACGGACGCUGCUAUCUCGGUACUUAGGGUGGAUAGUAUCAUAGUAGCGAAACAGGCUGGUUUGGCUCCUCCUAAACAACAAGGUCAUUGGGAUGAUGAUUAG
Kwoniella botswanensis is the source of this 1659-nucleotide messenger RNA. RefSeq names its product T-complex protein 1, theta subunit. The coding region runs from base 1 to 1659 and encodes 552 amino acids. Gene Ontology annotation, molecular function: ATP binding; ATP-dependent protein folding chaperone; ATP hydrolysis activity. The transcript has 7 exons. Gene Ontology annotation, biological process: protein folding. The record is from RefSeq and is a predicted model, not a curated record. Lineage: Eukaryota; Fungi; Basidiomycota; Tremellomycetes; Tremellales; Cryptococcaceae. Gene Ontology annotation, cellular component: chaperonin-containing T-complex.